UGUAUUUAAAAUUUGUGUUUUUGCCACCUUGUUGGCUAGACAAAUUCAAAUGUACAAAAUACCAGAAAACUUCCCCAACAUUUAUUUUACAAUUUUGUUUUCCAACUUGUUUUACAAUUUUCUUUUUUACAAUUCUUACCCCAGCCUCUUUCAAAAACUUUUUUAAGCUUUAUUGUUUUACCAACUUGUUUUACAACAAGUUGUGUUUUACAACUUGUUUUACAAAAAGUUUCCAACUUUUUUUUCAACAUGUUUUACAAUUUUGUUUUUUUUGCAACUUUUACCAGCCUUUUUCAAACCUUUUUCAGAAACAUUUUUAAACUUGUUGUUUUUCCAAUUUGUUUUUACAAAUUCUUCCAACUUGUUUUACAAAACACCUUUUCUCUAACAACAUUAUCCCAACUUUUUUUUCUUCAAAACAUGUUUAAACUUUUUAAUUAUAAUGUUUUAUUAUUAUUCUUUUUGUUUUACCUAUUUACAAACGGAUUCGCGCAAUUUAAUAUUUUUUCUCACACACAUUUUGUUGUUUUUCUAUUAUUUAUUUUUCACUUCAUUUUCGCUACAAUAAACACUAAUCCAAGUCUAAUUGAAAAAUAAAAUUUAUAUAUAAAUGAAGUAAAACGCGACUUUUUGGGGGUAAAAAGAGUAAAAAGAAGGGGCUCAGCCGGAAAAAUUGACAGUUUUUGUCAUCCAAAAUGAGAGAAGAAAAAUCUUCCUUUAACCUUUAUUUUUGUUUAUUAGCACUUUAAUUUCUUUUUUAUUAUUUUUAUACGGAAUCCUCUUUUUAAUACCUCUCUCUUUUUAAGCUUUAUUUGUGUGCCAAUAAUACUAGUAAA
Meloidogyne enterolobii is the source of this 836-nucleotide messenger RNA. NCBI's taxonomy places the organism in Eukaryota, Metazoa, Nematoda, Chromadorea, Rhabditida, Meloidogynidae. The record is from the annotation of a GenBank genome assembly.